CCUAUAAGGCCAGCAGCAGCAGCCCCUGCAUUUAAAGAGCGCAGGAAUCCCUCCAGUUCAAUCCUUUGGGGCAUAAGAGAAGAAGGAGGAACACCAAGCUACGCUGUACCAUAGACCAUAAAUCUUCACAUACCAGGAUGCCUAACUGGGGAGGUGGAGCCAAAUGUGGUGCCUGUGAAAAGACAGUGUACCAUGCUGAGGAAAUUCAGUGCAAUGGAAGGAGUUUUCACAAGACGUGCUUCCUCUGCAUGGCUUGCAGGAAGGCUCUGGACAGCACCACAGUGGCAGCUCACGAAUCUGAAAUCUACUGCAAAACUUGCUAUGGGAGAAAAUACGGCCCCAAAGGUGUUGGCUUUGGGCAAGGAGCUGGAUGUCUCAGCACUGACACCGGGGACCAUCUGGGCCUAAACCUGCAACAAGGCUCACCAAAGUCUGCUCGCCCUUCUACACCAACUAAUCCUUCAAAGUUUGCCAAAAAGAUCGUCGAUGUGGAUAAAUGCCCCCGGUGCGGCAAAUCGGUGUAUGCUGCAGAGAAGAUAAUGGGAGGAGGAAAACCUUGGCAUAAAACAUGCUUCCGCUGUGCUAUUUGUGGAAAGAGUUUAGAGUCUACAAAUGUUACAGACAAAGACGGAGAGCUCUACUGUAAAGUUUGCUACGCAAAGAAUUUUGGUCCCAAAGGAAUUGGUUUUGGUGGCCUCACUCAAGUGGAAAAGAAAGAAUGUGAGUGAAAAGGAGUGGAUGCAACAGAGUCAACCUGCUGCUGAUCUCAGCAGAAAAUAGGUGUCAAGUAAAACAAAAUCAUCGCCUACUGCUUAUAACCUAGGACAUUCAUUAAGUAAUUUCCAUCAUGCAGGAAAAUCUCACAAGCUUGUACCUUAACAAAUUCUUAGAACAGCUUAAAAAAGGUACACUGAUCAAAUCAGAUUCACGUUUACCAUAAAAGUGAAUAGUGACAAGAACUUCUGUUCAUGAAACACUGUUGCUCCUUACACUAGUAUUUACCACAGUUCAGACUCAGAACUUAAGGAGUCAGCACACUGUCCCAUUCAGACAUACCCUAUGAAGCACAAGGGUCAGAAUCUACUGAUCUAGGCCAGUCUCCUCCUAGCGUUUUGAAGAUUUCAAUGUUAUUUCGACUAAUGCAGAGUAGACAUCAUUCACUUGGACACAUAGUUUAGAAGAACUUGAAGUUCACAGCCUUCUGAAGAAAAAGCAAGUUUUCUUAGAAUACAGUGUUUCGGUUUUGUUAUUGUACAUUUUUCAAGCUAAAUAAAGCACUCAUAUUGCUUCACA
Messenger RNA from Lagopus leucura (white-tailed ptarmigan), 1293 nucleotides. RefSeq names its product cysteine and glycine rich protein 3 (gene CSRP3). The record is from RefSeq and is a predicted model, not a curated record. Bases 138 to 728 code for a protein of 196 amino acids. NCBI's taxonomy places the organism in Eukaryota, Metazoa, Chordata, Aves, Galliformes, Phasianidae. Gene Ontology annotation, biological process: muscle tissue development; sarcomere organization; cardiac muscle contraction. Gene Ontology annotation, cellular component: cytoplasm; Z disc; nucleus. The transcript is spliced from 6 exons. Gene Ontology annotation, molecular function: structural constituent of muscle; actinin binding.